UCCGCUCCGCUCCUCUCCGGUGCGCUCGGCUCGGUAUGGCCAGAUUCACGCAGACUGAGAGCAGGCACCAGCAGCAUCAGCACCAGCACCAGCAGCAGCUUCAUCCUCAGCUUCAGCACCACCAGCUCCCUCAGCAUCCUCAGCAGCAGACUCCCCCGCAGCCCGCCCACGCCAGCGCGCUCCUCGUCUCCACGUCGGCAGCGAUAGCAGCAGCACCGAGCCCACAGCCCGCGCACCUCGCGCUCCCCAAGCCUAUGAACGGCCCCGAGUCCGUCUCCGUGAUCCACGCCGACGGCGGCGCCAUGAAGGACCAGGAUGCCAUCAAGCUCUUCGUGGGUCAGAUUCCGCGCAACCUCGAGGAGAAGGACCUCAAACCCUUGUUCGAACAGUUCGGCAAGAUCCACGAGCUCACCGUGCUGAAGGACCGAUACACGGGGAUGCACAAAGGCUGUGCAUUUCUUACCUACUGCGCUCGUGAGUCAGCCAUCAAAGCCCAGAAUGCACUGCAUGAACAGAAAACUCUGCCAGGGAUGACACGGCCUAUUCAGGUUAAACCAGCUGACAGCGAGAGUCGUGGAGAGGACAGGAAGCUGUUUGUUGGAAUGCUGAACAAGCAGCAGACUGAGGAGGAUGUGUACCGCAUUUUCGAACCCUAUGGCAUCAUCGAAGAAUGCACCGUGUUAAGAGGACCUGACGGAAACAGCAAAGGAUGUGCGUUUGUUAAGUUCUCCACACACACCGAGGCUCAGUCAGCAAUCAGCAGCCUGCACGGAAGCCAGACCAUGCCUGGAGCAUCGUCCAGUCUGGUGGUCAAGUUUGCAGACACGGAUAAAGAGAGGACCAUCCGCCGCAUGCAACAGAUGGUUGGCCAGUUUGGCAUCUUUAACCCUGCUGUGGCUUUGCCGUUCAGCACGUACAGCACCACCUACAGCACCUACACGCAUGCUCUUAUGCAGCAGCAGGCAGCGAUCAUGGCGGCAUCUCACAACGGGUACCUGACACCCAGCAUGGCAUUUCCUGCGACGCAGAUCCAUCAGGUGGGGACGAUCAACAUGAACGCCCUGCCCCCCACUCCAAUGACUCCUGUGUCAGGACUGAGUUCUCCGCCCGCUAACCUGGCGUCGUCGGCCUUGCCCAGCAUAGUGACGCCAAUCGUUAACGGCUUCACUGGAAUCCCACCCCAGCCAAACGGGCAUCCGGUGGAGGCGGUCUAUGCCAACAGCCUGCCAUCGUACUCCACCCAGAGCCCCACCGCCGCCGACACACUUCAGCAGGCCUUCACUGGCAUCCAACAAUAUACAGCCAUUUACCCCACAACCACACUGACCCCUAUAGGCCAGACACUGCCUCAGCCGCCUCAGGUGAUUCAGCAGCAGCAACAGCAGAGAGAAGGUCCAGAAGGCUGUAACCUGUUCAUCUACCACCUACCGCAGGAGUUUGGUGAUAAUGAACUGAUGCAGAUGUUUCUGCCCUUUGGCUCGGUCAUUUCCUCCAAGGUGUUUAUGGAUCGAGCGACUAACCAGAGCAAGUGCUUUGGCUUUGUGAGCUUCGAUAACCCUGGCAGUGCCCAGGCAGCCAUCCAGGCCAUGAACGGUUUCCAGAUCGGCAUGAAGCGCCUGAAAGUGCAGCUAAAACGGCCAAAAGAUGCCAGCCGCCCUUACUGACCAUCAUCUGGCACACACAACUAACAGCAAAGGAUUUAAACCGUUUUGCCGCCUCCACAUC
Trichomycterus rosablanca is the source of this 1725-nucleotide messenger RNA. Its product is annotated as CUGBP Elav-like family member 5. Gene Ontology annotation, biological process: mRNA splice site recognition; regulation of alternative mRNA splicing, via spliceosome. The transcript has 12 exons. The record is from RefSeq and is a predicted model, not a curated record. The coding region runs from base 36 to 1664 and encodes 542 amino acids. Gene Ontology annotation, cellular component: cytoplasm; ribonucleoprotein complex; nucleus. NCBI's taxonomy places the organism in Eukaryota, Metazoa, Chordata, Actinopteri, Siluriformes, Trichomycteridae. Gene Ontology annotation, molecular function: mRNA binding.